AUGUUCCACUUGUUUUCUCACUGUUGGCGUUGGGUCCAGAUAAAGCAAGAACCAAUCAGGAGUGUGACCAUUCUUUUCUUGGGACUGGAAAGUGCAGGAAAAAGUUCAAUAAUCAAAGUUAUAAAAAAAGGUCCUCCAUCUGACAUGUCUUUAUCCAGUGAUCCAUUCAGAACUGAGCUUCGUUUUGACCAGUUUGAUCUAACUUUUCUUGAGCUUCCCAGUGGACAAAAGAUGAGGGCAAAUUGGAGGCUUUACUAUACUCAUGCACACGCUCUUGUCUUUGUACUGGAUGCUAGUGACCAUGGACGCAUACAGGAGGCUGCAGGUGUCCUUUCUAGUGUCCUAAAACACUCUAGAGUGGCUGGGAAACCACUUUUAAUAUUGGCAAAUAAACAGGACCGAGCCUCUGCACUCUUACCUAGUGAGAUAAUUGAGCUGCUGUCAUUAGAAAAACUAGUGAAUGAAAAUAAGACUCUUUGCAGAAUUGAGCCAUGUUCAGCAAGCACAGACUUUCAUUCCAGUCAUGACUGGGCCAUUCUUAAAAGUCUUCGUUGGAUUUUGAGAUCUGUGUCUGUCAGUUAUUCUACAUUGAGUGCUCGUAUAUUGCAAGACAGUGCAGAGCAGAAAGAAAGUAUUCACCACAGAACAUCUAUGAGGCUACAAAAUCACAGAGAUUUGUUGGGAUGGGACAUGCCUCAUGAUAGUGUCACAGAGCUUGUGGAAUACAAAUCAUUUCCAGGUGUCAAGAAAAGGCCUCUUAAACCUAUUCAAAACAUCUUCACACAGACUGGACACAGUCUGCACAGAAUGAACAAAAAAAGAAAGAGAAAGGUGAAAAUUACAGAAACUGCACAAUCUCAGGUUUUGAAGGUAAAUCAUAAUAUGGAAGGUGAGCUAAAAUCUGAAGCUAAAGCAUCACCAUCCAGUGGGGCUAGAUUUUGCCAUACUUUGGGACACAGAGCUGUAAUCAUGCCAGAUACACAGGAUAAUCGACCAGCAGCUGGUGAAGAAAUUCUGCAAUUGGUUGAAAGUGCUGAUAACCCAACCCUAUUGCAGUGA
Messenger RNA from Bufo bufo (common toad), 1059 nucleotides. It is a transcript of the gene ARL13A, whose product is annotated as ADP ribosylation factor like GTPase 13A. Gene Ontology annotation, biological process: non-motile cilium assembly; receptor localization to non-motile cilium. Gene Ontology annotation, molecular function: GTPase activity; GTP binding. Bases 1 to 1059 code for a protein of 352 amino acids. The record is from RefSeq and is a predicted model, not a curated record. Gene Ontology annotation, cellular component: ciliary membrane; non-motile cilium. The transcript is spliced from 8 exons. Lineage: Eukaryota; Metazoa; Chordata; Amphibia; Anura; Bufonidae.